AUGUGCAUGGAUGAGCAGUACUGCGAAGCAUCGUCCAAGCCAGCUUUGACAAUGCCGACCGUCGUUCCAGAAAGCGUGCAGCUGCCCAGUGGCCCCAUUGCGGGUCAGCCAGCUGACCCUCCUGCAGCAAACGCGAGGGAGGGCUAUGCAGCAGGGGUGGCGUCGGUGGCGUUGCUCUGUCACUUGCAGGUGGAGGCUAGCUACUACAAGGCCAUCUGGGAGAUCGUCAAACCCAAAGUGGUUCGUCGGCUAGCCUUCGAUCAGGCCUUGACCAGGAAGCACCCGAGCCUCAACGUGAUUGUUGUCGCUGACUCUGACGGCAAUCCGGCAGACGACUUGUUGUCAGGAUUUUACGAUUCCGGCAGUGAGGAUCCCGGAGGAUGGCCAAUCUGGAGAAGGGCCAGAGGAUCACCGUGUCGGCCAUGCCAAUCAAGACGCUAA
Molecule: messenger RNA, 441 nt
Organism: Symbiodinium necroappetens
Lineage: Eukaryota; Dinophyceae; Suessiales; Symbiodiniaceae
Source: the annotation of a GenBank genome assembly